ACGGACAUUUGGCAGGUGAUUUCCGGUGAAGCAGCAGCAUUGGAUCCUGUUAGCAGCAGAAGCUAACGAGCUGCUGAAGCUAACGUGAUGUCUACAACCUCUAAGGUUGUCCUCGGUGUGUCUGUGUGUCUGUCCGUGAGCACCGUGGCUGCCGUUCACCUCAAACAGUCCUGGGACCAAGAGCGUCUCCACCAGGGCGUGGUCAGGGAUCUGGAGCGGUGGGAGAGGAAGAAGGAGAACCUGCGGCUGCUGGAGGAGCAGAAGAUUCUGACCAAACACCUGAAGGAAGCACGGGAACGCCAGGAGAAAGAGCUCCGCUCACAGGAGCACUGA
Molecule: messenger RNA, 333 nt
Organism: Solea solea (common sole)
Lineage: Eukaryota; Metazoa; Chordata; Actinopteri; Pleuronectiformes; Soleidae
Gene: pet117
Product: protein PET117 homolog, mitochondrial
Exons: 2
Coding region: 88-333 (81 amino acids)
Biological process (GO): mitochondrial respiratory chain complex IV assembly
Cellular component (GO): mitochondrion
Source: RefSeq, a predicted model, not a curated record